Molecule: messenger RNA, 1647 nt
Organism: Salvia miltiorrhiza (redroot sage)
Lineage: Eukaryota; Viridiplantae; Streptophyta; Magnoliopsida; Lamiales; Lamiaceae
Exons: 8
Coding region: 335-1138 (267 amino acids)
Biological process (GO): translational termination
Cellular component (GO): chloroplast
Molecular function (GO): translation release factor activity
Source: RefSeq, a predicted model, not a curated record
CGACAUUUUCACCUAUUAACAAAAUUUGUAAAUUGGUCUCAUAUCCGAAUCCGAAUGCUAACCAACGGGGCAGCUGCUCUCAGAUAACUCAAUAACUUGACGCCGUUCCCGUCCUCCAACCUCCGCCGCAGCCACCCUCGCCUUAUCCAUGGUCAGAUUUUAAUCUUGUUGCUUUCUAACUGUCAGCGGGAAACUGACGAAAUGAGCGCGGGAAGUAGGUGUUUUGUUGGAUAUUUGCUGCUGAAUUUGAUGGAACUAACAGUGGUGAAUCAUGCGUGCUGUUAAAGUACUGCUUGGCAGUUUUGCUCAUGCCUGUUGAACGAUUGCACUUAAGAUGGCCCAUUCUAUUCUGAGAUCAUUUUUCAGAUUCCCAAGCGGUGGCAUCUCAAAGCCUGCCUAUGCCUACUCUUGGUGGCAUGGAUAUAGCAGCCAUCAGGGUUAUGGCAGAAUUUGCUUUGAUCGGAAAGCUAAUAAUAGUAGGCUUUUGAAUGGAGUAACAAGUUUCCAUUUUGUUAAAGAAGCUAGUAUUAUAGGGUUUCCAAAUGGAGUUAUUGCAGCAUGCUCUAGAAACUACAAUUCAAGUAUUACUAGUACUUGUGAGACUGUUGAUGGUAGCGAGUACCUAGCAAUGACAGAUGAGAAGCUAAUGAGUCAGUGCGAGAUGGGUACUUUUAAGGUAUCCGGUCCAGGGGGACAGCACCGCAACAAGCGUGAGUCUGCUGUGCGUCUCAAGCAUCUUCCGACAGGCAUCAUAGCUCAGGCAUCAGAGGAUAGAUCCCAACACAAAAAUCGGGCAGUAGCACUUUCUCGGUUGCGUAAACUUUUAGCUCUCAAAGUUAGGAACACUAUUGACCUUGAAACCUACGUACCUCCUCCAGAACUUGUUCAAAUUCUUCCGACGAAGUCCACUAUUAGAUUGGACAAGGGGUCUCAGAUUGGACCGAAUAACCCUAAAUUUGCUCUGGGAAUGCAAGCUUUGAUUGACCUUAUAUUUGCAGCUGGAGGUUCUGUUUCAGAUGCUGCAAAGAAAUUAGGGUUGAGCACUGGAGCUUUAUCACGGUUGAUAUUAUCUGAUGAUUCUCUUCGACACGCAGUAAACGAAUUCAGGGUUGAUAAGGGUAUGAAGCCUCUCAAGUAGGACUCUUACUGGAUGUAGCCAAAUGUUUCAGGCACUCCAGAAGAUUCAUGGCAGCAAAAUAUUUACAACACUCUUGAGUCCCUCCAUAGCUAGUACCCUCCCUGUAUGAAUGCAUUGAGACGGUCCAACUCUUCGCGAUGCUCACUCACAACUGCACGAACCACAUCUCCGAUGGACACCAUGCCGAUCAUCCCACCUUCACUGAUCACUGGAAUGUGCCUGAUCCUAUUGUCUGCCAAUCAAGAGUUUCAAGGAGGCCAAACAACCAUGAGUUUUUAGACUAUUGUUGAAAUAAAGUGGAACUAUCAACACACAAAAGUGGAAAGUAGUACCUGUCAUCAACUGCAUUGCCUUGAGAACUUUAGUGUCUGGUGUUACUGUUAUAAGCUUGUUCUGCAAUCAGUCAAUUUAGAGUUUAUUAUGAUCAUUGCCAUGAACCCUAUUUUUUGCACUGUAACAGAAUAUAUCUGCUAUUUUCACAGCAUAUAUAUAAUACAUAUGUAUGUAAU